This is a messenger RNA of Cynoglossus semilaevis (tongue sole), 2915 nucleotides long. RefSeq lists its product as uncharacterized. The record is from RefSeq and is a predicted model, not a curated record. The transcript is spliced from 12 exons. NCBI's taxonomy places the organism in Eukaryota, Metazoa, Chordata, Actinopteri, Pleuronectiformes, Cynoglossidae. The coding region runs from base 672 to 1322 and encodes 216 amino acids.
AGAGACCUCAGGCCCUGCUGAUAUGACGCUUCAUGGACGGCCAACAUCUUCUCAACCUGUCGCAGUGAGGUCAGCAGGUCAUGAGUGGAUGGACACUCCUGUUGAUGGGAGGAAGAGUAGUGCAACCAAACAGCUGCAAUAACACCUAGGUGAAAACUGGCCCUGAGCUCCAGCUGCUGACCCUCAGUCUACAACACAGAACCACAGGGAACAACAUACAACACACACCACGGAACUGGAGCAGCAACAAGAAAUCAGCACAGUACGAACAUGUCGGUGUUGGGGUGUCUCAGAGGAGGAAGCCCACGAAUGGGUGAACCAGAGUUCACUGUUCUCCACUGAUGGAACAUCAAAUUGAACCUUUACUAACAUCAGAGGGAAACCCACGGAGCCCGACGUGGAGUUAUUAUCACCUGUAGUUACCUGAGCAGAGGAGAAACCGAUGUGAUGAAGAGUCAGCAUCAGUACGACGACCGCUGUGGGCUUCAUGAACACACAAAGAGAACAUGCAGAGACUGGAAGACCAUCUGUCACCACAGUGGAUCCAACUGGUGAUCGUCUUGCUGUAAGCUCGGAGUGUGUGAUGAUCAGCAGGAGUCCAGUCUUCCCCACACUCUUCUCCUCACCACCUUCCCUCCUCUGCUCUCGUCUCCUUCUCCUCCUGCUCUGUAAUGACCCAUUUCAACGGCAACUACCACCGAGACCGAGACACAGUAAUGAACGGAGAGCACAGGGUUGGGACGGACAAGAGAGGAAGCUCCUCACUUAAAAGAUCCAACUGUGACAUCGAGUACAGCAGAUAUCCUGAUGACCAUAAGAACAGUGUCUUCGACUACCAGCGUGUUCCCUCAGUCAGUGUGGAGCCCAGUCCAGUCAAGCGGCUUCGUCUUUCAUCCUCCUCCUCCACCUCCACCUCCGCCUCUUCCUCCUCCACGGUGGCUCUAAAGAUGAAGAGCAUCAGAGCGUCCAGUGGGAGCAACCACACAUCCGUCCAGUCCUCCAGCAGCAACCGCAGCAGUGAAGCCAAACUGAAGAUGGCUGAGCUUCUUGCCAUAAAGAGGGACUUGAUGGUGAUCAAGGUACAGGUUGAUGAACUGUUGGACUGUGUGGACAAGAUGGACAGACAGAGAAAGGACUGCUCAGACUGUCCUCGGAGCAGAGAGCCCAGUGUUUCAGACUCUCCUCACCAGGGUUCUGUCAGCAGUCUGGAGAGAGAAAGUCCUGAACCAGGAGAGGCCAGUGAGGACGAGCCCCUGUAUUACCACCACUACUACCCCCAGAGGAUAAAACAGCAUCACUCUGAUAUAGAAGACAACCUGUGAUACGACGGCUCAGAAACAGAAGUUUGGAUUGUGGAACUGGAGACAUUAUCAAGGAUAAGUACAGACCAGGCCCAUUUAACUGUCUUUAACUUGUUUUAUUUACUGUAAAGAACAAUUUACAUUUUGAUUUUGCUUUUUGGGCAGUUACUGGCAUCAAAUGUACUUUUUAUACAUUAUCUUUAAAAAAUCCUUUGUCAGGAUUGUCUGAUGUUUUUAGUCUUGAUCCAGACAGUAAUGAGUUUCAGAUACUUCUGAGUAGUUUAAAAUAAAGAAGGCAUAUUGGCAAUAUUUACUCUCAUAAAACUGUGAUAUGAAAUUAUAAGUUACUGACUUUAAAAAUCUACUUCAGCAGUGAAAAAGGUCACAGGUCACAACUCUACAUUUAAUGCAUUCCACUGUAGGACUGAUGUUACAAAGUUCUAAAGAGAAGUGUUACAUGUUACUGUAGACUAAAGCUCAUUUAAAAAAGAAAUCACAGCAUUUCUUAUAUAUUAAUUAAGAUUGAAUGUCUGCUGUACUGUAUAUUUCACGGAAGGAUAUUAGUUGUAUGAAUCACAGCUGAAUUAUUGUAUAACUACAUAUUUAUCAUUUUAAAUUGCUUGUAAUGUUUAUUCAUCCUGUUGGGCUGUAAAAGUUCAAGUUAAGCAGGGGACAUUAUAAAACUAGUUUAAGAGCCAUUACCAGGCCACGGGCCAGAACUUGGACACACCUGGUGGUGUAUAUGUUAUAUUGUAUACUAAGUUACUGUUGUAGACAUUAUUUUUUGAGCAGUAUUAUGCACCAGAAUGAUUAUCAUAGGCCCUGAAAACAGAUUUACUGGACCCUUUAAAAUAGUUCCCCGCUCCCAUCUUCAUCAUGUUGAGUCGGUGUGGCAGCAGCUGGCAGCUUGUUAUCACACUUUAUUUUCAUUAAGCCUAUGGUCACAAUAGGAAAUGAGCUGUGAAUGGGGCUGAAAUGAGCACAAGAUUCAUCUUCUUUACGGCCAACUCGCUCAGGAAAUCACUCCUAAAAUAAUGGUUUCCUGAGAUCACAAUAAUUUACACACAAUAAUGAUUCACAAUAAUACAAAUAUACAUUUGUUGUCCCUACACUAACAGUUAAAUGUCCUUUUUUUUAAACCAAAUCACCCCCCGUAAUCAUAUAUGUUUAUAUACAUAUAUACAGUUACACACACAAAUAUGUUCAAUACAUCCAAUAUAUAUUUUAAGAAAAAUGUCUUCAUCACCACAGACAUUGUAUGACUGAUUAAAUAGCUACAAAGUUCCAGUCAUGAUUUCUCAUCGGCCGUGUGAACAACAGGGACAAUGGUGUCUUACAAAAUAUGUUCAGAUUGUACUUGUAAAAUAUAAGUUGUUUUUUUUUUUGUUGACACUUUUAUCUGUACAAUAGAUGCUCUUUAUAUUAAACUGUUAUUUAAGGUUAAAAGGUUAAAAGGGUGAAUCAAGUGGAAGGAGAUCAGAUUUAUAUGACGUUGUUCUCCUGAAUAAUUUUGGGAAAUACUUUGUUUGGCUUCAGCUGUUGUUGCUUUUGUGUUUGUUCUCAGUGCACGGUGUACUGUCUUUUAUUGUGCGUGCAAUAAAGGUAUUUUUAAAU